Messenger RNA from Racocetra persica, 126 nucleotides. The record is from the annotation of a GenBank genome assembly. Lineage: Eukaryota; Fungi; Glomeromycota; Glomeromycetes; Diversisporales; Gigasporaceae.
UGUUAGAGAUCUAUAUGACGAUGAUAAACAAUAUGAUAAUGAACAAUACGAUGAUGAACAAUAUGAUGACAAACAAUACGAUAAUAAACAAUACAUGGAAAAAAUUUUUCUAAGACAUUACUUCUA